This is a messenger RNA of Aspergillus steynii IBT 23096, 1583 nucleotides long. RefSeq names its product LLM class flavin-dependent oxidoreductase. Bases 299 to 1408 code for a protein of 369 amino acids. The record is from RefSeq and is a predicted model, not a curated record. Gene Ontology annotation, molecular function: oxidoreductase activity, acting on paired donors, with incorporation or reduction of molecular oxygen. NCBI's taxonomy places the organism in Eukaryota, Fungi, Ascomycota, Eurotiomycetes, Eurotiales, Aspergillaceae. The transcript has a single exon.
GUAGAAACUUCAUGGGGUGUUCAGUUGGAGCGUUUAUCAUUGUAGUGGCCGAUGAACGGAUACUUCGGCUCAGGAACAGGAUUAAUAAUGGGAUCGAACGCUGAUCGAUAUCGGAGGCAUCCCACAAGGCGUGCUUCAGUCGCAGCUGUCGCCAUCAUCCAUCGCCCAUCGCGUGCGCAACUAGGCCAUGUUGGCCAAUCACGAUGCAUUCGAGCCCGAGGGGUUGCAAUGAAUAAACGCAUAUAAAGAAGGGCUGGUCGUCGGUUGAAGCAGACCAUUCCAGACAUUCAGGCCAUCAAUGUCCAACAUGCCGACCGAAUUCAUUAGCUUAACGUUUCCCAAUGCGUCCACGGAGCUGAAUCCGAUUCCCAAUGCCUCGAUUGAUCCGGAUUAUCUGGUCCGCUAUGCGCGAUCGCUGGACGACAAUGCCUUCAACUACACGUUGGUGCCUUACGAUUCGUCCUCGUAUGACCCUUUCACCAUCGGCGCGACCAUUGCGGCCGUAACCAAGAACCUCAAGGUCAUCAUCGCGCUUCGGCCGAACACGUUAUAUCCGACCGUGGCCGCGAAGGCUCUGGCGACUCUGGACCAGCUCAGCUCCGGCCGCGCGGUGGUUCACUUUAUCGCCGGUGGCAGUGAUGCCGAACAGGCCAAGGAGGGAGACUUCCUGAACAAGGAGCAACGGUACGGGCGCCUCGAGGAGUACAUUCGCAUUCUGCGCCGCGCCUGGGAGUCGCCGGAACCGUUCGACUGGGAGGGGACCUAUUAUCAAUUCAAACAGUUCAGCAACAAGGUGCGCCCGGUCAACGGCACGAUCCCCGUGUCGGUGGGAGGAUCGUCGGACGAGGCAUACCGCAUUGGAGGGUCGCUGGCGGAUAUCUUCGGACUCUGGGGCGAGCCUCUGAAGGAGACAAAGGAGCAAAUCGAUCGCAUCUACGCCGAGGCGGCGCGGGCGGGCCGUCCCGAGUCCGACCGGCCUCGCAUUUGGGUCACCUUCAGGCCGAUUCUCGCCGAAACCGACGACCUCGCCUGGGCCAAGGCUCAUCGUACCUUGGACGCUCUGACCGAGAAUCGAGCCAAGGGCCAGGGCAAGGCGCCCGCCGAUGCGCCGCCGCCGCAAAACGUCGGCUCGCAGAGACUCCUCGACAUCGCCACCCGCGGGGAGGUCCAGGACCGCGCCCUGUGGUAUCCCACCGUCACCGCAACCAAUGCGCGCGGGGCGUCCACGGCACUCGUCGGGUCCCCUCAAACCAUUUCCGACUCGAUCUUGGACUACGUCGAUCUCGGGGCCGAGCUGAUCUCCAUUCGGGGUUAUGACAAUCUCCACGACGCCAUCGACUAUGGCCGUUACAUCCUGCCCCGGGUGCGCCAGGCAUUGAAGGAGCGGGAAAGCUCAUCUGCGGCCUAGGGGGGUCUUUUGCAAAUACUCGAGAUGGGAGCCGUACUGUGGUGCUAUAUGAGGCCACUGAUUAUGAGAUAUGAGUUGGUUAGAUGUCGUUGUCAAAGUCUUCCCACACGAAAGAUUAAUGCGCACCUGGGUAGAACACCUUAGAAUAUAUAACAGAUGCCAGAAUGGACACGAC